Molecule: messenger RNA, 8650 nt
Organism: Phyllopteryx taeniolatus (common seadragon)
Lineage: Eukaryota; Metazoa; Chordata; Actinopteri; Syngnathiformes; Syngnathidae
Product: G-protein coupled receptor 22-like
Exons: 3
Coding region: 1097-2416 (439 amino acids)
Biological process (GO): G protein-coupled receptor signaling pathway
Cellular component (GO): membrane
Molecular function (GO): peptide binding; G protein-coupled receptor activity
Source: RefSeq, a predicted model, not a curated record
UUUGCACUCCCGUCCAGACAGUCGAGGGAGGACGGGGAGUAUUCGCACACUCGGCUGCCUGGGCGGAUGAGGGACUGGCAGAGAAGAAGCCCACCGUGGACUAACUCCCUUGCGGUCUCCUGUCAGACUCGAGGAGGAAAAGAACUGUUGGAUUACUGCGGCCGACCAACCUAGAUUGUCACCGGAGCGGAGAGCGGAGACCGGAGGGCAACGCGGAGCGUCCGUGUUUACCCGGCACGGUGAGCUCGGCUGCGUUUGGAUCACGAACUCGCAACUCUUUGAUUCACGAGUACAGGAACAACAUGACAACUGGACCAGCGUGGACAGCAGUUGCGUCUUUCGCAUCAUGUAACUUCUGUGGCUUGUCAAUGUAACCUCAAGUCGCCUCAGGAGAAAAAUCCCAUUCCCUCUGAACUCCCGGGGAUGUCCUUCCUUGUACCAAUCCCUCCACCCUCAGAUAAAUUCUGCUACCGCAAAAGUCACGGUGGUCACACGCCAUGCCGAUAGGACGCGCCACUAAUCUGCUCCACUCACGCAAUCGCCCGCUAAAGAGGCUUCAAGCAUGUUGAGGGCCCGACGGGAGACCUGUGCUGGAUAUGCCAGUCCCACGCCUCUGGAAUCCAGCGUGCAGAUAGAAGAGGACAACAGCAAAGGCCUGCUCCAGUAGUGCUCCCGGGGGGAGGCGUGGGCCAGGAUGCGCUGACCUCGUAAGCGCCGAUUCCGGACAUGGUGGAAGCUGAUCGAUACAACUGAUUGACACCCUCUUGGAAUACGAGCUUGUGGAUAUAACUUUGGAUCUUGACACGAGCGGGUGGAGUAUGUUUGUUUGCACGUCUCUCCUGGAUGGGGAUCUCACGGAGUUGGACAACAACAGGAGGUGCUUCUGACCGCCUAAACCCUCUUCCAGCCAGUCCGAGAGAAGUCAAAGGACUGUAGCUUGUCCUUCAAAAAAAGACAGCAGUCCUCCACACGGACAGAUGCACCACUGACACGCCAGCUAUGUUUGGACGUGAUGCUCAAUCAGACAGAUCCCGCACAGACUCACUGGCCUGAUUUCACCACCCUGCUACUCAUAUAGUGCUGGAGGCAAGGGAUAAUGCAUGUCAUCCCCUGCCCGAAGGAAGAAGCCACCAUGAGCAACGUCACAGUCACCGACAACACCGAGCCCCUCACCCGCACCGUGAGCCCGGCGCCCCCCAGCCCCUACAGCUACCCCGUCAGCUUCCAGGUGUCCGUCACGGGAUUCCUCAUGCUGGAGAUCCUCCUGGGCCUGAGCUCCAACCUGACCGUGCUGGCCCUCUACUGCAUGAAGUCCAACCUCAUCACCUCGGUCAGCAACAUGGUGACCAUGAACCUCCACGUUGUGGACGUGCUGGUGUGCCUCUGCUGCAUCCCACUCACCAUCGUGGUGGUCCUGCUCUCCCUCGAGGGGGACACGGCCCUUGUGUGCUGCUUCCACGAAGCGUGCGUGUCCUUUGCCAGCGUGGCCACGGCCGCCAACGUGCUCGCCAUCACCUUGGACCGCUACGACAUCUCUGUCAAGCCGGCCAACCGCGUGCUGACCAUGCGCCGCGCCCUCGCGCUCAUGGCGGGCAUAUGGGUGUUAUCUUUUGUCAGCUUUCUGGUGCCCUUUAUUGAGGUUGGCUUCUUCGCGCAGGGCCACGCUGAACUCAACCAGACCCUUGUGGAGAACGUGGUCCACUCCAACCAGUACUACACAGAACUGGGCCUCUAUUACCACCUGUUGGCUCAAAUUCCAAUUUUCUUCUUCACUGCCGUGGUAAUGCUCAUUACCUACUCCAAAAUUCUCCAGGCCCUGAAUAUUCGUAUCGGCACACGCUUCCACGCCUCUCAGAAGAAGAAGGCGCGCAGAAAAAAGCGUACAUCCAUGACGGCAAUGACGCCGCAGCAGGAGGCCACAGACGCGUCCCAGAGCAGCGGCAGCCGCAACCCGACGACGCUGGGCAUGCGGACGUCCGUGUCCGUCAUCAUCGCCUUGCGCAGGGCGGUGAAGCGUCACCGGGAGAGGCGAGAGCGGCAGAAACGCGUCUUCAGGAUGUCCCUCCUGAUCGUGUCCACCUUCCUGCUGUGCUGGACACCCAUCACGGUGCUCAACACGGUCAUCCUCACCCUGGGCCCUAGUGACCUGAUGGUCAAGCUGAGACUGGGCUUCCUGGUCAUGGCUUACGGGACCACCAUCUUUCACCCGCUACUGUACGCCUUCACCAGGCAGAAGUUCCAGAAAGUGCUGAAGAGCAAGAUGAAGAAGAGGGUGGUGUCCAUCAUCGAGGCUGAGCCGACCCCCAACAACCCCAUCAUCCACAACUCCUGGAUCGACCCAAAGAGGAACAAAAAGGUGACGUUUGAGGACAAGGAUGCCCAGCAGAAAUGUCUUUCUUCAGAGGAUGUGGAGUGAAAAGGACAUUGGUCGCCAUUUUAAAAGGGAAAAUGUUCAUCCAAAGCCGUCACGUACUUUCUAAAUAACAUGUACAAUAGGAUUUACAACAAUAAAAAAAAAAAAGAUUAUUUAUUACUAUUUAUUGAGAACAACUGUAGGUUUCAUAGAUGGGACAUACAGUAUACUGUACUGUAGGUAUUGCAUGGCUUUUUGUAACUUACAGCACAUUGUGUCCAUACAUGAUACGUGUACAACUUAGCCAAGGAAGUAGGAAUUAUGUAUAUGUAUAUUUAUAAUAAUAAAUUUGCUCUCCACUCAGCUAAAAAGGGAGAACAUUUCCUGUUGUCCCCCAAACCUCCAAGUCAAGUGUUUGUGACUCACUAAGAGCUGUGAGAUUAUGCCCAUCCAUCACCGUGCCAUGCACUGCAAUGAAAGUAAAGGUAUUAAGACGUAGAACAUGUUGCGGUAUAAAAGGGGAAAUUAAGGUUGAGCCAUUGACACUCGGGUAACAAGAAAACUGUUACCAACUGUUGUUGAUAUUAACCUGCCGUGGAACUCGGACUCCUCUGUGGGAAAAUGCUCAAUUGCCUCAUUUUGAUGUGUCAACAGUGGAGGCCGUGGCAGAGAGGGUCAACACCAGUUGAGUGACAGUACACUACAAGGCCUGGGACACUGUGACGAAUUACAGCAGAACCUUUAAGGUCUAAUGCAAUCCCCAGGGGGGAAAAAAAUAACGUUUUUCCCAUAGGAAAUAAUGGAAAUGGUGAUGAUCCUUCCCAGGGUCAAAAAGGUAACAUCAUAACUACUUUAUUAAAGGAGACAAAUGAUGCAUUUGUUUCCACGAUUUAAACGGUUCCCAGGUGUCUUGACCCUUUAAUUACCCACCUGACCAAUCGGUAGAGCACAUUACAAAAGCAAAUAAUUGGUUUUAUAUGUUAUACGGUAUAGGGUGAGGGGGCCAUCGAGUAUGUAAAGUACCCCCACUGUGGAACUGCGGAACAUCUCGCUCUUUAUUUGAGAGACCCAACCAGAGACUCAACUAUUUGUAUACAAAAUAGUCAAGAAAAUCAAUUUCCCCAAAUCUGUCCGCAGAAAAACAAAUGCCCCAAUACCUUUGUCCACAUAGUGUGUAUGCAAUUGGUAGUCUGUCUCCGAAUAUGGGACCGGUAAUCAGUGCCUGGUUAAACAGACUCCUGGCUCCCAUUGCAUCUUGGCAAACCUGCACAGAAUAAACAUUAUAGCUCAUGAAUGUUUACCCACUAACGACACAGAGGGGAACAAUUGAAAGUGUUUGUGUUUUUACCAUAAUACUACGACAAGCAACUCUACUCUCCUACUUGCCAUAGCCACGUCUCCCUGGGCCUAAUAAAGCGGGAUACGCACAUACCAACAAUCGUGGAGAAUCUGAGCAUUUAACCUCUAAAAUUCAGCAAAGGCCCAAUUAUCGGAUGUCUCAAAGAUUAUCCUGCGUGAUACACUGCAAAAACGCAAAAUCUUACCUUGUGUAUUUAUCUUAUUUUUAGUGAAAACAUCUUAUACUUGUACUUAUUUUAACACAAUUUUGACUUUUUCUCUAAAUUUUCAGCACGACGAAGAGACUUCUUUUAAGAUACAAGAUCUAAUUUUAAGUCAAAUCAGUUCAUAUUUGUUCCAUUGGCAGAUUUUUUUCACUUAUUUGAGGGACAGAAUGUCUUGUUUUAAGUGACUGUGCACUAACGUGAGCGUUCGCGAAACGUCACCGUGAUGCGCAUGCGUAUUAGCAUUGGUUGGUCGAAGUCCCAAUCGCCUCCAUAUAAUUUUGGGCCAGCUCAUGCCAAGCAAAGUUAAAAGCUCCCACAGCAGCGUUGCACUGGGGCAUUUGCAUGUCAAUCUCUCUGUUCUGUUAGCCCUUGGGGACUCGCUUCAAUACAAGGACUAAAGAUGGCACUCUUGAAGUGGAGGACGUAUACGUGCACACUAACGCUCCCGUAUAUAUGUCAGUCAUGAGCUUAUGACACCUCAAGCUAGACGGACAAAUUGGAAAGCUCUUUAGAUCACCGCAGCCAUUACACAACCUCCUUCAGAUGUGCACGUGUGUGCGUGCAUGUGUAUGUGUGAUUUUUUAAAAUCAGCUUUAUUUGCCGCUCUUUAUAUUAACCCAAAAAAAAAAAAACAGAAUCACAUAUUUUCAACAUACGCCUUGAAUGAAUAAUAAAUAAAUACAAAGAACAUGAUCAAAACACCAAAGUUGCUGGAAUGUUUCCAGAGCUCCAGUGGCUUUCUAAAAAUUUACAUUUUAAGGAGUCUGGAUUUAAUCAUGUUAACACACUGUGACAGGAUCAAUAAUAAAAGUUCUUCUUCCGACUAAAAUAUACUGCCAUCUUGGCUUGCCUUAGAACAAAGUUUAAAAGCUGCCAUUUGUCUUUUUGUAGAUGGGUAUAUUUAGAACCCAUAAUAAAAACUUGCCUGUUAAAAACCUCUUCACACAUCAGAUUUUAUGUUGUAAAAAGAAACAUAUUUGUAUAUUGAGAGCGUUACAACAAGCUAAUGUCACUGAUGCGACUUGAUUUUGAACAGCAAAAUCCACCAUUCACUGCAUAUCAGAGUAAAUUUAGCAUGUGGCUCCUAUCCCGGGACCCCCGUUUGUUCUUUUGGCAUCUCUCAAGGUCAGCCAGCUUGUUCAACAGAAGAACAAGGGAGACGAUCAGCACCUACACCGCACGCUCGUUCGUACAAGUGUCAAUAAAGCAACGCGGUCAAUAAUGGAAAAGGCAUCGCAAUCAACCUCACGUCAAUCACUUGACCUUGCCGUGUCCUUUUUUUUUUUUCCCCAUGUCUGCCCAGCGUUCAACAUGGACACUGACAGUUACUUCCCGUCACAUGUAUUAUAUCUUUCUUUCUCUUUCGGUCAAAGGCUCAAUGACUAGAAGCCGAGAUGCCAUCUCUUCUCUAUCCCCGGUGCAGACACAUCAUAAAAGCCUGGCGAAAUCACAUUACUCUCUCUGUACGCCGCCUCUAUUGCAUUAACCCAGCCAACACUCACCUGUAAUGCUGCUGUCGGGAGAGAAGUACAAAGCUGAUUGGAGCUCCGCGGCCAAGUUGUAGAGAGCUUUUCAGGCCCCAAAAAAUUAGCAAUUGUUAACCUAUAAUAUAAACCAAAAGGUAUCACUGCUUCAGUACCGUUCAGUUGUAUUUAACUUGUUUUAAUAUACAGUAAAACCUUUGCAUUUAAUCUUUAAGAACUAACUGUUCUUAAAGUUUUAUCUAGUCACAAUUAUUAGUUCAAGGCCCUGUAAACUGUACGUAAAAAUGUCUUGUAAAUGUGUUAACAACAGUCAAAUUUGAAUGGAUCCUAUUAUGACAUUUAAUACAGUGUUCCCCCACAAUCGAAAACCUGCAAGUAAUAGACACCCCCCCAAAAAUGUUUAUAUUUGCCGAUAGAUGCCAGAGGUUGGCAGCAAAGCGCUACUUCUCUAUGAGACAGGGCUACGGCCUGACUAAAUGAAGUUCCUCACCUCAGGGUGUAGUCCGCCCAACGCCCGAAGUCAGCUGGGAUAGGCUCCAGCGCCCCGCGACCCUAACCAGGAUAAGCGGUGUUGAAAAUGGAUUUUCUGCCAAAAUGAAUAGAACGAAUCCAUUUAACAACAAACAAAGUGGACACAAAUCAUUUCAUUAUUAAAGCUAUGUGUGGUAUAACAAUCACACGUUUGUGUCAUGAAAACAAUCCAUUUAUACAAAAAGUCACAAAAAUUACACACCAUUUGCUCACCUACUAAGGUUCUGGAGGCACAUUAUCGCUACUGCAUGUAAUGCAAAAUAAUCUUGAGAUGCCACAAAAGCAUCUUUCACUAAUAUUAAAAUGUCAAAGAGAAAAUCAUUGCGUUAUUUAAGCUUUGUGUGGCUUAACAUUCACACUUUUGUCUCCUAAAAACAAUUCAUUUAUUAGAUUUACAAAUUAGGUCACAACAAUAACACUGCGGUUGUCAACUACGCGUUGGUAUGUAAACGCAUAGCAAAUAUAUUCAUAUAGCACAUUUCAUACACACGUUAACUUGAUGUGCUUUACAUGAUUAAAAGCAUUUAAAAACAAAGAGCAAAUUACAUUUAAAAACAAAGCACGGAAAAAUUCAAGACACCUAGCUAAAAAAAGAGGAAAAUGCUCUAAAAUGUUCAGUCAUAAGCAUGAGAAAAAAAGAAUAGUAAAAAAGCAUUUCAAAGCAAUGUUUGCCAUAACAAUCCCACCUUCGUAUCAUGGAAACAAUCUCAAAGGAGGAACAUGGGACAGUCACUAAUAUUAAAAUGUCAUCAAGGGAAAACUCAUUGCAUUAUUAAAGCUAUGUGGCAUAACAAUCCUAUGCUUGUGUCACAAAAACAAUCCCUUGACACGGUUCAAAAUAAGCAAUUAAACGCCCACUGUGAGCUAUGUGUCACCUAUUAACAUUAUCUGAGGCAUAAUAAAGCUACAGUAUUUGUGGCAUAACAAUCACACGCUCAUGUGGCAGUCGCUAGUUGAUGUGGCCUUGUGGGCCAUAUACAGUAGUGUUUGAACCUGUAUAAUGUUCAUUAAAACCCUCAUAACUCACUCACAUUGAGUUUAUUACUUGAAAUAAAUUAUUAUUCCACAGAUGCGCUGAAGGAACGUUAAUCCUCUGAAGCUAUCAUUGGCCUCCGGCUGUAUUUUUUUGACACAAGUGUACUGUUGACUAACAUGAUCCAUAUAGGAGGAGCAGAAAAGACAUCCAAACCUUGCAAUAAAAAACUUAACAAAAAUAUAACUAGUGUUAAAGGCGCGAAAGUAUGCAUAUUUUCACAAUUUAAAACAUUUCCCACGAGUCUUCAUAACAUAUCUAUGACACCCUUUCAUCAAGAUACCCCAGGGAUCGAGAACUCUUUAUGCCCCGCCCUAUAUACUGCUGGACCAAUGGUGAGUGUAGCUUUUGUUACUAUGACAACCAGGAGCAGGGAGGAUUCUACUUGCGAGAGCAGAGCGCAGAGUGCGGAAAUAAAGAAGGCAUCCGUAAGAAUAUUAAAUACAGUUUUCCUGAUGGGGGCAGCGGUUUAUAUGAGUAACAACAACUUAAAGGUGCCAUAUUUUAGCAAGCCAACUUUUUCGAGUAUUUGGGAUAUAAUACUGGCUCUAUGGUGCAUCAGUAAACAUGUGAAAUAUGAAUGAAAAUCUUCCACGCAUUCCUGAGCUCCAGACGUUUAUCUGCCGAGAAGCCUGAAAUCAGGUCAUUCAAAUUUCCUGAGCUCAUCGACAUCACUCGCGAAGCUCUCUGCCUACCUCUCUGCUCCCGAGCCAGGGCUGUCAGCAUGACCAAGAUGUGUACUCUCACAAGUUGGUCUUCUACACGGAGGCAACCGAUCAGAGGAAAGGGGGCGAUCUUAGCUAAAUACGGACCACGUGGAUAUAAAACGAGGUCAAACAGAAGUAGCUGCCAGAGGGGCCUUUUCUUUUGAAAUAAGGUUGGCACUUUUAUACUGAGUACAUGUUAGAGAUUCCCUUUGUGGAGGUCUAAAUAGCCAAAAUAUGGGACCUUUAAAUAUAUAUAAAUGUAUUUUUUUUUCAUGUUUUACUAACUCCAAUUUAAAAAUCUAAUCAACAUUAAAAUGAUAUUUACUUUACCCAAAAUACAACUUCAAUGAGGUUAGAUGUAUAAACAUAAUGGAUAUUGAAAGGGAAGGCGCACUAAUUUGAGACUGCAGUGUACCGGCCCAUUGUAGCAAAAGCGGGAACAAAAGACAAAAGGGCAAGCACUCAAUUUACAGCGGAAAUGAUUUUGCAGCAGGUCACAGGGUUUAAAAGCGAGUAUGAAAACAAAACUGGUGUCUCCGAGCAGCUAUUGUAUGUUUCCAGGCCGUACUGUCCCUACUAAUCCUCUGGGACUCGGUGAUGGGCUGGGGUUUUACAUUAGGAAUGCGCACGCAUGGACACCAUGGAGGUAUUCUGUGUAUGAAUAGCUGACAGUUCAUUCCCAUGUUCUACCCACAGCCUGCAGGAUAUAUCCCGACCGGCAUUGGAGAGGUAUGUCCUCCGGGUGGGACCUGCAGGACAAACGACUGCCCGGUGUCACUAUAUGGAACCCAGUGGCACGUUUUUUGUUUUUGCAUUCAGUUACUCAGUCAACUGUUAAUAGUGACCCAUACAAAUACUGAAGUAAAACUUGAAGGGGGACAUAUUUUGUCAAACCGACUUUUUCUAGUAUUUGGGAUGUAAUAUUGUCUCUGUGAGGCCUCAGUAAACGUGAAAAAGGAAUUAAAAUCAUCCACAGA